Messenger RNA from Racocetra persica, 480 nucleotides. Lineage: Eukaryota; Fungi; Glomeromycota; Glomeromycetes; Diversisporales; Gigasporaceae. The record is from the annotation of a GenBank genome assembly.
AUGAAAGAAAAAAACAUUGAGAUAACUAUCAAAAAGAGGAGUAAAGUUUUUAAUGCAAGUUGGAAAGUUAUGCAAGCUUUAGUAAGAAUUAAUGAUAAUUUUAAUGCAACUCAUUCAUCAAAAAUGGAAGUUUUAUUUAAUACGGAUAAUAAGUUUUCAUUUUUAAUAGAAUCACAUAAAUUUAAUGCUGCUUAUAAUGAUGCUAUAAGUGACACGUCGUUUUUAUUUGACUCGUCGGCAGUUUUUGGUGAUGUUGAUUUCGGAUCUGGUAAAAAAAAGAUGAUGUUAAUGGAGCAAAUAAAUAAUUUAAUAAGUUUAGGACUUUUUAAAUAUGAUGAAAAGAUUAAAAAUGAGCUUGAUAACAUUCUUAAUAGUGAUUUUACGAUCCCUUGUAGUAAAUUUAUAGAACACGUUGAUCAAACUAUAACUAAUAACAGUUCUAUUAUUAAUAGUGAUAACUUGUUCAUCGUGCAGAUAUAA